UAUAGUGCGAUCCCUUGUUAUGUGUUGACACACGUGUUGUUAUUUAAAACGGAUUGAAUGAAUCCAAUGAUUGCAUUAUUUUACCGACAGAUUUAGUGACCAAACAUUUCGGUAAACAUUUGGUCACUUAAUACAUCUAUUCAAUGAUUUCUCAGUUUUUAAUUCUUCAUAAUUAAUAAUCAAUACAUUGAAACCAAUUGACUGAUUGCAUAAUUUUUAAUUAACUGUUAAAAAACUUUUCAUAUUUACAAAAAAAAGUUAUUAAUAACUUUCAAUUGACAACUAAUUGGAUCAAUAGAUCCAUACGAAAGAAGAAGAAGAUAAUGAACGAAGAAGUGAUGACCGAAUCGACAGCCGUUGAGUCGACAAAUAGAAGACAAUUCGGUGUCGACUGUAUUGUCACCGAAGGAAAGGCUAAUAUAAUUCGUUUACCAUUUGUUUUCUAUAAUAAAGUACAAGAAUUUAAUAGAGAUUUAAGUGUUUUAGCGAUUAAUACAUUUCUCAAGAAUCAACUUUGGAAGAAUAAUCUUAAACCAAAUAAAUGGAUUAAAGAUCAGAUCACAAUAUUGGACGCGCUUUCGGCUACAGGUUUGCGAUCUAUUAGGUAUGCCUUGGAAUGUACUGAUUGUUGUGAACUACCGAUUAAAAUAUACGCCAACGAUGUAUCAAUAAAAGCCAUUGAGACCAUCGACAAGAAUAUUGAAAGAAAUAAUGUAAAGGAUAGGGUUGUGUCCAAUCGAGAGGACGCCGCAAUAUUUAUGAUUAAAAAUCGCGAUUUCAAGCGACGAUUUUCAAUCAUCGAUUUGGAUCCAUACGGAAGUCCUGCAAUAUUUUUAGACUCAGCUGUUCAGUCAUUGGCCGAAGGAGGUCUGUUGAUGGUGACUUGUACUGAUAUGGCUGUUCUUUGUGGUAAUCAUAGUGAGACCUGUCACGCAAAAUAUGGAUCCAUUUCUUUGAGAUCUAAGUCCUGCCAUGAAAUGGCCUUACGAAUAAUUCUUCGGAGCAUUGAAUCACAUGCCAACAGAUACGGCAGAUAUAUUGUGCCAUUGAUUUCAUUAAGUGUCGACUUUUAUGUCCGAAUAUUUCUUCAAAUAUAUACCUCACCUAAUGAAGUGAAGAGAAGCGCCAGCAAACUAUCUUAUGUUUAUCACUGCACUGGUUGUGAGUCUAUUGAAUUGCAACGACUCACUCAUCAAAAAAAUAUCGAUAAAGAAUAUAACUUUAUUCCAAACGGACCUAAAGUUGACCGCAAAUGCCAACACUGUGGACAUACAUAUCAAAUGGGUGGACCUAUUUGGUCGGAUCCCAUACAUUCAAUUGAUUUUGUUCGACAAUUACAGAAACAAUUGUCUGAAUUUACUGAUCAAACAUUUUCAACACACAAACGUCUUCACGGAAUCCUUCAAGUAAUCAACGAAGAACUAAUAGAUUGUCCGCUAUAUUACUGUUUGGAUCGACUCUGUCGUGUAGUCCAGUGCUCGAUGCCAUCGAUGAGGAUAUUUCGAUCAGCUAUUCUGAAUGGUGGAUAUCAGGUAUCAUAUUCACACGCAAACAAAACAUCAAUUAAAACUAAUGCAACCAAUGAUUAUAUAUGGGAUGUAAUGCGAGAAAUAUAUAAACAAAAUCCUAACGACAACCUUAACGAUAAAAGUGCCGGUUUUGCUAUAAUUAAACAACAGUCCAGUCAUACGAUAUCAUUAGAGCCGCACGACAGCGCCGAACCCAUGUCUAAGGAAAUGCAAUUAUUGCGAUAUCAAGUAAACCCUGAACCCAAUUGGGGACCACAAAGUCUGCCAUCAAAACAAUGCGAUAAACGGGUACUAAAUCAGGGAAAGCGAAGUCGACCUAAAGAUAAUGAUGAUAAUAAAGAUGAA
Messenger RNA from Oppia nitens, 1874 nucleotides. It is a transcript of the gene Trm1, whose product is annotated as tRNA (guanine(26)-N(2))-dimethyltransferase-like. The annotation marks the transcript as partial. Gene Ontology annotation, cellular component: nucleus. The transcript is spliced from 7 exons. Lineage: Eukaryota; Metazoa; Arthropoda; Arachnida; Sarcoptiformes; Oppiidae. Gene Ontology annotation, biological process: tRNA N2-guanine methylation. The record is from RefSeq and is a predicted model, not a curated record. Gene Ontology annotation, molecular function: RNA binding.